Ilyonectria robusta is the source of this 1011-nucleotide messenger RNA. RefSeq lists its product as uncharacterized. The record is from RefSeq and is a predicted model, not a curated record. The annotation marks the transcript as partial. NCBI's taxonomy places the organism in Eukaryota, Fungi, Ascomycota, Sordariomycetes, Hypocreales, Nectriaceae. The transcript has a single exon.
CUUGUGACUUUCGAAAAGAUCCUGCAACCUCCAGCAUCUAUGCUGAUGGGAGGCACCAGAAAGUGGCGGUACUUGCAGCGCUAUUUAGUGAAUCUUGGCGCGAAGAACGAGCUGGUCAUGGACGCUCUGCUUUGCGUCGAAGAGUUGCUCAAGCAUGAAGAAUCCUCACCUUGCUGGUCCGAUGCCUCUGACGGGCUGAAGAGGCGCAUGACAGAACGUUACAAUUCGGUACGAAGCCAAGCCGGGCAAUGUAUCGCGCAGAAAUCGGACUUGGAUCAACCGCUGCGAGAAGAGCUUCUCGCAGUUAUUUUCUUGCUUGCAUGGGCUCAGGUGAUUCGCGACCAGGACAAGGAGUGCGCUGCAUCUGCAUUUCCUUCUCACCUCGCGGACGUCAUUAUCACCAGCGGCUCAGAGUGGAGCUGGUAUUCACGACAGCUCUUGUCGUGGUUCAACUCUCUCGAUAGCAAGGCUACGCAUCUAGGAGGCGAGUCUCUGCUGAGGCCAAAGGCUCUCGAAACGGUCUCACGCUACCCCAUCCAGAUCAUCUCUUGCGACUACGAGGAGUCCAAAGAAUGGCAAGAUUCUUUGGAAGGGCAGGAAGACUUUCAAGCCAUGUCCACCGGUUCCGCAUCGGAUGCUUCAGAACACGGCGAUAGUGCCACUGUUGUCCCCUCACUCACGACCUGCGAUAUCAAGGAAAUUGUCCUCCGCGCGAUACUACAGCCGGCCGCAGAGUGGUACCUUAAGUCGCAAACAUACUGCCGUCGCAUCAGAGCGCUAGACAAGCACCAUCGCAGCCGGUUCACCCCAGAUGACGAACUCCAAGUGUCGUUGGCGAGCAUGCGCCUGCAAGAAGAUCUAUGGGACCUUUGGGCCCAACGGCCGUCCGCCAUUUCUCUGAAAUCUGCGGAGCUUUCCAAGUCCGUCUCACCAGACGUAGCAGUCAGAUUGGAGGAGGUUUUUAGCGUCUACCUUGCCAGCUUCUGGAUUCUGCUUGUCUAUCUCCACCGU